Closterium sp. Yama58-4 is the source of this 708-nucleotide messenger RNA. The record is from the annotation of a GenBank genome assembly. Lineage: Eukaryota; Viridiplantae; Streptophyta; Zygnematophyceae; Desmidiales; Closteriaceae.
AUGGGCAUGAGCCGCACGUGGAUCAAGGAGCUGGGCAUAAUGUGGGCCGUGCCCAAUCCCAAGGACCCCCGCCGCCCCACCAUGCACCGCCUGCACCUCGUGGCGCGCAGUGGCAAGAUGCACCCCAAGCGCCGCCAGUCCGCCCCGCCUGCUGCCAGCAAGGGCAGCAAGAAAGGCAGCGACGCCGCUGCGAACGGCACGGCUGAGCCGUUUCUGCUGCGCGUGGCGUAUAACAACAAGCAGCUGCCCGUGCCGUUUGAGAUGGGGGAGGUGGUGGAGGGAGCGGGAGGGAGUGUGCUGGCGACGAAUGGCAGUGGGUAUAGUGCGGGGGAGGUGGAGAAGUUUGGGCAAUUUGCUGUGGAGCGGUAUGAGCUGGCGGUUGCUGACGUGGCACGGAUGAUCAUACGCGCACGCGUGGCACACCCGAUGCUACAAACCCCAACCGACUCACAGGCGCAUUUCAGCGUGGAGUUUCUACUAGUGGAGGCGAGUCCAGGCAUGCACGGGGUGGUGGGCCAGACGUACCAGCAGGCGCCAGAGCGGGCGGCGCGGGUGGCAGAGGUGGUGGAGAGAGCGAGGAAGACGGGGCUUCCCGUGAUGACAGAUGAGGAGGUUGGGAAGGGGUUUUUGGAUGGGGAGGUGGGGGAUUAUGAGUCGAGCCACAUUGGGGCGCCCAAUUGUAAAUUCACGCGGUUCGGCAAGAAGUGA